AUGUCUUCCCAAGUUGACGUCACCGCUGCCAACGUGGCAGAGGUGCUCAAAGAUGACCGGGUCGUGAAGGUAGCGGGCGUGGACGUUGACGGCCAGCUGCGCGGUAAGCUGAUGCAGAAGAAGAAGUUCCUUGGAAUCAUCGAAGAAGGCUUCGGUUUCUGCUCGGUCAUCUUUGGUUGGGACCAACACGACCAGACCUACUUCAGGGAGCUAUCGGUCAGCAACAAGGAAAACGGUUAUCGCGACCUGGUUGCCAUCCCCGACUUACGCAGUUUCCGUCGUAUCCCAUGGGAGGACAACGUUCCUUUCUUUCUGCUCAGCUUCUUCGAUCCCGAGACUCGAGCGCCCAUCUGUGCAUGUCCGCGCGGCUUGCUGAAGACCGCAGCCGCCAAGGCUGAAGCUGCGGGAUACCGCGCAAUGGCAGGAGCUGAGUUCGAGUUCUACCAGUUCAGAGCGCCUGGCGAUCAUGCCAGUCCUGAGAGGGCAGCGUCCGCUACCGCCUCCUUCCUCCAGUCAAACAAGCCCGAUGAUCUACCAGCUCUAACAGAGGGCAUGUUUGGAUACUCAAUAACCCGCCCACUACACAACCAAGACUACUACUAUGGUAUUUUUGAUGCAUGUGAGCAGUUCCGCUGCGGCAUCGAGGGCUGGCAUACCGAGAGCGGACCUGGUGUCUACGAGGCUGCCCUGCAGUUCGACGAAGCGAAGGAGAUGGCCGACAAGGCCAAUUUGUUCAAAUAUGUCGUCAAGUCAUACGGCAUUAAGCACGGCAUCACCCCCUGUUUCAUGGCCAAGCCUCGCCAAGGACUUCCCGGAAACAGCGGACACAUGCACAUGUCUUUAGUAAACGCCGAUGGUUCAAAUGCUUUCAUCCGCGACACCCCCGACCCGAAUCCUCAAUACCCGGACAUCGCACACCUCUCCGACCUCGGCCGACACUUCCUUGCCGGUCUGCUCGUCGGUCUUCCCGAUAUCAUGCCUAUCUUCGCACCAACGAUCAACUCCUAUAAGCGGCUGGUGGAGAAUUUCUGGGCUCCAGUAACAGUCUCGUGGGGCCUUGAGCACCGUGCUGCGUCGAUUCGACUCAUCACGCCCCCCACAGCUAGCCCAAAGGCUACACGGUUCGAGGUUCGUGUUCCGGGCGCCGACGUCAAUGCACACUUGGUUCUCGGCGCAAUCCUUGCUCUCGGCUGGCGUGGUGUUGAGAAGAAGCUCGAGAUCCCUGUGCCGCCUUUGUCCAAGGGCGAGGAUAUGGGCGGAGCGAGCGACAAGGGUGUGCGAUUAGCCAAGUCUUUGAAGGAGGCAGUCGCUACUUUUGCCCGCCCUGACAGUGUUGCGCGGGAGGUUUUCGGCGAUGAAUUUGUAGAUCACUUCGCCGGUACUAGAGAGCAUGAAGUCCGCUUAUUUGAGGAGGCGGUUACCGAUUGGGAGGUACGACGAUACAUUGAGACCGUAUAG
This is a messenger RNA of Penicillium chermesinum, 1458 nucleotides long. RefSeq names its product glutamine synthetase family protein. NCBI's taxonomy places the organism in Eukaryota, Fungi, Ascomycota, Eurotiomycetes, Eurotiales, Aspergillaceae. Gene Ontology annotation, molecular function: glutamine synthetase activity. The transcript is spliced from 5 exons. Bases 1 to 1458 code for a protein of 485 amino acids. The record is from RefSeq and is a predicted model, not a curated record.